Messenger RNA from Coccomyxa subellipsoidea C-169, 1488 nucleotides. Its product is annotated as ABC1-domain-containing protein. Gene Ontology annotation, biological process: mitochondrion organization; lipid homeostasis. Gene Ontology annotation, cellular component: mitochondrial inner membrane. Lineage: Eukaryota; Viridiplantae; Chlorophyta; Trebouxiophyceae; Coccomyxaceae. Bases 1 to 1488 code for a protein of 495 amino acids. The transcript is spliced from 11 exons. The record is from RefSeq and is a predicted model, not a curated record.
AUGUCCCUCAAAAAGGUGUUGACAGGGCGUGUCUGCCAUACAUUGCUCUCCUCGACUGUUCGCACUCCUUUCGCUGCUUUUUGUACCGCCAGCCAGGCCCCAAUUACACCUCGAUAUUCAUUGGCCACUAAAUUAGCAGUCGCGAUCCCGACAGCGUUACUCGGAUCUUGGAUCCUCUUUUCCGAGGACCCCGGCACCAGAGUUGUAAUCGCUCUUCAGCUGCCCUUUAGACUCGCUCGCGACAUCGCAUGUGCAGCAACUAUUGCAGCUGAUUAUAAGUGGUCUUUGAGAGGGCUGGUCGGGGACAAGUACGAGGAAGCUCAACACAAAGUUCAUGAGCGCUCUGCAGAAAGGCUGCAGCGCCUCUGCUUUGCUAAUGGGGGUAUCUACAUCAAGCUUGGCCAGCACAUCGCCCAGCUGGACCACUUAUUGCCAGAGGAGUAUGUGCUCACCAUGCGGAGAACGAUGCUGGACCAGUGCCCUGUGUCAACCUACAAGGAGGUGGCCAGGAUUGUGAAGGAGGACUUGGGAAGCACCCCAGAGGAGCUCUUCGCCAGCUUUGAGCACACACCCAUCGCCUCAGCCUCACUCGCGCAGGUGCAUAGGGCCACAGCUCAUGACGGGCGCCAGCUGGCUGUGAAGGUGCAGCAUGCGGGCUUGAGGGACAGUUGCACAGCAGACACGCUGACUGUGGAGUUUCUAGUAAACUCGGUGCAUUUCCUGUUCCCCAAGUUUGACUACAGCUGGCUGGUGGAGGAGAUCAAAGACAGCCUGCCCAAGGAGCUGGAUUUCAGCAUCGAGGCGGCCAAUGCAGAACGGUGUAGGAAGAACUUCAGCUCCCGGCAGACACAUGUCAGGGGCCGAGUUGCGGUGCCGGAGAUAUCGCACCCGCUGUCCACAAAGCGGGUGCUAACGAUGGAAUUCGUGACGGGCGCCAAUGUGUGCGACAAGCAAGCGCUGGCGCGAAUGGGGUUGAAACCCAAGGAUGUUGCCCGGCUCGUGUCUGAGACCUUCAACGAGAUGAUCUUCAUCUUCGGCGAUGUGCACUGCGAUCCGCAUGCUGCCAACAUGCUGAUCCGGGAGAAGAAUGGGAAGCCCGAGCUGGUGUUGCUAGACCACGGCCUCUACAAGCGCAUCACCGAUGAAUUCAGGCGCUAUGCUGGGCUGUGGCGGGCGCUGGUGUUUGGGGACGAGGCGGGGAUCAAGCAGCAUGCAGCCGCCAUGAAUGCUGCCGACUCGUAUGCAUUCUUCGCCUGCAUGCUCACCAUGCGCCCCUGGGAAGAAGUCACCAGGGCGUCGGCGGACCACCUGUACCUGCCCACGUCGGCGGAGGGCCGGAAGAAGAUCCAGGGGUACGCGUCGCAGUUUGCCAGGGAGAUAAGCGACAUGCUGCGGCGCAUCCCCCGCCCGCUGCUGCUGCUGCUCAAGACGAACGACUGCCUGCGCACGGUGGACACCUGCCUCGGCCAGGUGCUCAAAAUUCUCUGA